AUGGCGCCAGCGAUCGACGCUGCAAACUACAGCAUGGCCCCGGUCAACGAAAUGACGGCCACUGCGUUGCAGGUGCGGACGAUAACUCUCCUGGAGGAGAUUGCGCGAUCGCAAACAGUCUUGAAUAGGAGACUCGACGCGGUAGAGAGACUACUUACUCGAGAGGAGCCGGCGCUCUACUUUCCGCAAUUCCGACGGCUACCGCCUGAAAUCAGACACCGGAUCUGGUCCCUCGCGAUCCCCGUCCGGAUCUUGAGGCCAUGGAAGCGGGAUAACAAAAAGAAGCACAUCACGCCGCUCAUGCGCCCACCCGCCAUCGCCGGGGCAUGCCGUGAGGCGCGCGCGAUAGCGACGAUGCACGGGGGGGUUGUUUCUCUCACGUACGACGCCGCCGACGACUCGGAGAAUCCGGCGAGGACGUCGCGGUACUGGUUCGACAGCCGGCGCGACGUCCUCGAACUCGACAGACGAGUCGACAUCGAGGGCGACGAGCCGCGCGGUAUUAGGAACCUCAUCCGCCGGGCACGGCACAUCCUCGCCUCGCGCGCGGAGGCGGCGUGGUUCACGCGCCUGUUCCGGAACGCGGCCCGCCUAGAAAGGGUGAGCGUCAAGUUGGACGUCGUGUCUGUCGGCCCCUGCACCUGGGACAUGGGCGUCGUGAGGCGAUUGUUUGGGGACGCAGGCGGCACCGUCGUCACGAUGGACGUUGAGGACGCGGACGAGGUCGCGCGCGUCAAGGGGUGCUUAGGGGGAUACUGGCGCAGCCCCGUAUUCUGCGCGUUCAACCUGGAGGCGUGGGCGAGGGAGAGGGAGACUAAUGCCGGUACGGCGACGGGCGUCAGAGACGACGGGUGGAUGCGACGGUUGGCUGGGGCGUGGAUGAGCGAGGUUGCGAGGGGCUGGGUCAUGGCGAAGGCGGCGGAGGCGACAUCAGAAGGGCAGCUGGACAUGGAGGGGUCUGAGGCGGAAGAAGCGUUGGCUUCGGCGGCGGCGGCGGCUGCGUUGGAUAUAGAGAAUGGCUUUGUACGAGCUGCACUGUUGGUCAUGCCCGAAGUGAAGCUUGUGAGGGCGUACUGCCGGGAUGAGAUGCACGAAGGUUGUCGUCCAUGA
Messenger RNA from Colletotrichum higginsianum IMI 349063, 1110 nucleotides. RefSeq lists its product as uncharacterized. Lineage: Eukaryota; Fungi; Ascomycota; Sordariomycetes; Glomerellales; Glomerellaceae. The record is from RefSeq and is a predicted model, not a curated record. The transcript has a single exon. The coding region runs from base 1 to 1110 and encodes 369 amino acids.